UUCAAAUAUAUACAAAAUACUCGUACAAAAUAAAUAGUAAAACAAAAAAGAUAUGAUGACUACUAUCCACCCAGGAGCAAAGAAGCAUUAUAUUAUCAUCCACGCCACCACCUGAUCGAAUGGCAGCUCAAGCUGUGGAGGGUGCAGCAGUUACAGCUCUUCGAUCCGUUUUUCACCGUGUUCGGCAAGCGGCAGAGAGGUCCGGGCGUCACGCUGAAGAUGUUCGGGUGAUAGCCGUUAGCAAGACCAAACCCCCGUCUCUUAUCCGCCAAGUCUAUGAUGCUGGUCACCGCUGUUUUGGUGAAAACUAUGUCCAAGAAUUCAUUGAAAAGGCCCCUCAGCUUCCAGAAGAUAUUGAGUGGCACUUUAUUGGGCAUUUACAGAGCAAUAAGGCUAAAUCUUUACUUGCUGCUGUACCAAAUCUUUCAAGGGUACAUGGUGUCGAUAACUUGAAGAUAGCAAAUCAUCUUGAUCGUGCGGUUUCAAGCAUAGGAAGAAAGCCCUUGGCUGUUAUGGUCCAAGUGAAUACAAGUGGAGAAAUAUCAAAAUCUGGCAUCGAGCCAGCAAGUUGUGUGGAGCUAGUGAAGCAUGUUAAAUUUAACUGCCCAAACCUUGUCUUUUCUGGUUUAAUGACUAUUGGAAUGCCAGAUUACACAUCCACUCCAGAGAACUUUAAGAGUCUAUCGAGAUGUAAGCUUGAGAUCUGCAAGGAACUUGGGAUGCCUGAAAACCAGUGUGAACUUUCAAUGGGCAUGUCUGGCGACUUUGAACUUGCGAUCGAAAUGGGAAGUACAAAUGUAAGGAUUGGAUCAACUAUUUUUGGACCAAGGGAUUAUUCAAAGAAACAGCAGCAGCAAUAAGUUUGUCAUUGAAAGUGCAUCAGCUGGAUUAGUCAUGUUCAUGUUCUAGUUUACAUGUUCCACUUAACAUUGAACAUAACUUACAUGUUCCAGUUUACAUGCUAUACCGUUAUACGCAUGUUACCAAAUGCGUUGGAUAUCUUUAUUUGUAACAUUGAAUACUAGAAGUCCAAAAAAAUCACAAAGUUCAACA
Molecule: messenger RNA, 1053 nt
Organism: Erigeron canadensis
Lineage: Eukaryota; Viridiplantae; Streptophyta; Magnoliopsida; Asterales; Asteraceae
Product: pyridoxal phosphate homeostasis protein-like
Exons: 7
Coding region: 120-860 (246 amino acids)
Cellular component (GO): intracellular anatomical structure
Molecular function (GO): pyridoxal phosphate binding
Source: RefSeq, a predicted model, not a curated record